AUGGGUGUUUCUUCGAGUAAGGUUUUUGGAUGGGGGUGGUUCUCGCUGCACUCUCGAGCUAGGAGUAAGUCGACCCAACCUCCCCGCACAUCGUCCGAGACACUCGCUGCAGCCUGCAGCGCUCCCACCUCCACAAACCCGAAAACCCAGGUUGCGUGGAACCCACAGACCCGGUUGAUCGUGUAUUUUCGCAUCUUCUUAAGUUUCCCUUACUACCUUUCACAACUCUUCCGACCUCGACGCAAAAUGGAGGACCAAAUUCAGAGAGGCCACUGCAAAUGGUUCGACUCGAAGAAGGGCUUCGGGUUCAUCACUGCCGAGGACGGCACUGAUCUUUUCGUGCACCAGACUGAGAUCAAGGCUCAAGGUUUCAGAAACCUCGCUGAGGGUGAGAGCGUCGAGUUCCGCGUACAAGUUGGCCACGAUGGAAAGAGAAAGGCCGUCAGCGUGACUGGCCCCAACGGCGACUUCGUGCAGGGUGAGCCUCGACCCCGAAUGGACGCUGGUCGUGGUGGCUACCGCGGAGACGGCAACCAGGGUCCGAGAUAUGGGGGCCCCAACGCGGGCGGCUACAACACUGGGUACAACAACGGCUACGGGAACCCUGCUCCCGGCGGCUACGGCUAUUAAAUGUUUUGGUUGCUGAGUAUCGGUGAUAGUUGCUCUGCCAAGGAACGAUUUUGUACGAAAGACCUUGCUGUUUUGCCUGGAUCGAUGACAAGCAGUCGCUUGAUUCAGUCCGCUUGACUCGGAGGCCUCUGCAAAAUGCAGUGGAUCCGUCUGUCGGUCUCGUGGUAGAUAAACUAGAGCUUCAUUUUUCGACAGGUUCUGAGUCUUACUAAUCGCGAGAGUUAACAGUAUCGCUACGAGGGAAGGUUGUUGAGCUACCGAACGAACCGAGGUGUGCGUACAUCAGGAUAAUUGCGUUUUAAGCGUGACAGUCGCCCCCAGAACAAAUUACCAGCAACGUUUUAUCGUUUUGGUCACUGGUGGAUUCAGCGCGACGAUUUACAAGUGAAAGACAUCAUUGUUACUGGUUUAAGCCGUUCAAACCGUAAUUCUUGAUCUCUAGACUCACCGUUGGCGAAAUCAUAUCCUUCCUCUGAUCCACUCUUUGUCACGGGCUUUCCAAGAAGUUCAAGGCUCCGGAAGUCGUCAGAGGGUGUCCGUCAUUUGGGCAAGUUCCAUCUUUCGUUGCAUACGUAUCGUGGCUUGGUCAAAGUGCUUCUUUCAGACGUGCCAAGUCUUAAUGUGGAUUUUCUUCCGCUUAAACGUAACAGCUUGCUCUGUCCAAUUAAGAAGCUCUUCUCAUCC
Molecule: messenger RNA, 1314 nt
Organism: Toxoplasma gondii ME49
Lineage: Eukaryota; Apicomplexa; Conoidasida; Eucoccidiorida; Sarcocystidae
Product: cold-shock DNA-binding domain-containing protein
Exons: 5
Coding region: 1-630 (209 amino acids)
Molecular function (GO): nucleic acid binding
Source: RefSeq, a predicted model, not a curated record